AUGAGCAGAAUCGGUGGCUUGCCUGAUGAAUUGCUGAUUAAGAUACUAUCGUAUCUUCCAACAAAAGUUGCUGUCUCAACAAGCAUCUUGUCGAAACAAUGGAAGUUGCUUUGGAUGUGGUUGCCUAAAAUCGAGUACAUUACUAUUUACUCAAAGCCUACACUUAGGGAAUUUAUUGACAAGAAUCUGCCGUUACAUAGAGCUCCGGUCAUAGAAAGCUUGCGUUUCAAGUUAAAUUGUAAUCAAACUAAACCUGAAUAUAUCAAACGGUGGAUUGAAAUUGCAGUUUCUCGUCAUGUUCGUGAGCUGGAAAUCACUUAUUUUUGGGAGAAUCGAAACAUAUUUCCGAGCAGCUUUUAUACGUGCAAGUCGCUAGUGAUUUUGAAACUCGAAGACGUGACUCUCAUGGAUGUUCCUCCCUCAAUGGUGUGUCUUCCUUCUCUGAAAACUUUGAAACUUGAAAGUGUGACAUACGUGAAUGACGAGUCUCUUCAACGGCUGUUAUCUAUAUGCCCUGUUCUUGAAGACCUAUCGGUGCGUCUUUGUCAUUCUUAUGAUGAUGACGACAACGAUAUGGAGGAGUUCAGUAUUAUCGUCCCGUCUUUGCAGAGGUUAUCACUCUCUAUAGAUGAUGAUUAUCAGGAUUUAGAUAGGUAUGUGAUAAAUACUCCUUGUUUGAAAUAUUUCAAACUUAAGGACCGGAAUGAUUCGGGACACGACUGUGAGAUUAAGAACAUGCCUAUACUGAAGGAAGCAUAUGUCGAUGUUGUAUCCGCUAGUCUCAAGAGUGUUGUUGGAUCAAUCACAUCCGUCAAGCGUCUUACAUUAUGUUCAGAGAAUCUUAAUGAGGAGAAUGAUGAUGAUGCUGAUUAUGGUGAUGGUUUUGUUUUCAAGGAGCUUGAACAUCUGAAUCUAUGUGUUAGCAAAAAGCAUUGGUCGAAUCUCCUUACCCAGUUGCUCAAUGAUGUUCCUAUCUUACGAGUACUAGACAUCUCUUACUUGGAUGAUCAUGGGUUGAGUAAGCAUAAUCAGUUGGUUCGCUGGAAGCAACCGAUUUCUGUUCCUGAAUGCUUGUUGUCGAGUCUACAAAUUUUCAAAUGGUCAGGAUACACUGGGAAACGACAGGAUAGAGAUAUUGCGGUUUACAUAUUGAAAAACGCUCGUUGCUUAAAGACGGCAACAAUCUUGGCUCAACCAAGUUUGGUUCCGAAACUUGACAUGAUAAAGGAGUUGAAAUUUUCUUCCCGAGCUUCAACCACUUGCGAGCUCCUGUUUGAUUGA
Molecule: messenger RNA, 1281 nt
Organism: Microthlaspi erraticum
Lineage: Eukaryota; Viridiplantae; Streptophyta; Magnoliopsida; Brassicales; Brassicaceae
Source: the annotation of a GenBank genome assembly